Messenger RNA from Dovyalis caffra, 1356 nucleotides. NCBI's taxonomy places the organism in Eukaryota, Viridiplantae, Streptophyta, Magnoliopsida, Malpighiales, Salicaceae. The record is from the annotation of a GenBank genome assembly.
AUGCCAGACCACAACAACAGGCAGGUUAAGAGCAAUGCUGUGUCAAAUCAAUCUGCUGAUAACAUUGAAGAAGCGAUUUGGCGAUUGAAAAUACAUGAUCAUCAAGAGCAAGGUGGUAUGGCUCAAUCAAGUCCAUACCCAGAUCGUCCUGGCGCACCAGAUUGUGGAUAUUAUUUAAGGACUGGAUUGUGUGGUUAUGGAAGCAAUUGCCGCUAUAAUCAUCCUAUUUAUGCUGCACAGGGAACUCAAUUGAGAGAAGAACUUCCAGAGAGAGUUGGACAACCUGACUGUGGGUAUUAUCUAAAAACAGGGACUUGCAAAUAUGGAUCAACUUGUAAAUAUCAUCAUCCCAGAGAUAGGAAUGGUGCAGGACCAGUUUCGUUCAAUGUGUUAGGUCUUCCUAUGCGUCAGGAUGAAAAAUCAUGUCCUUACUACAUGCGGACCAGAGCAUGUAAAUUUGGAGUCGCUUGCAAAUUCCAUCAUCCCCAGCCUGCGGCACUUGGAACUAGCUUGCCUCUGACUGGAGCUGCAGCCUUUGGAUCUACAGGAUCACCAAUUGUGCCGUCUUCAGGUCUGCCUUACGUAGGUGGACUUCCAACAUGGUCAUUACCAAGAGCACCAUUUAUGUCAAGCACGCAUUUACAAGGUCCACAGGCUUAUAUGCCUGUUGUUGUUUCUCCUUCUCAAGGCAUUGUUCCUGUCCCAGGCUGGAACACUUAUGUGGGAAACUUGAACCCUAUGUCCUCUUCCAGUAUUCUGGGAUCCAAUCGUGCUUAUGACUCCAGGAACCAAGGUGAUUCUGGUUCCAGUGGGCAAGUGCAUUUGUUAUCAACAGUUGGUCAUAUUCUACCUGAGAGACCUGAUCAACCAGAAUGCCGGCAUUUUAUGAUAACUGGGGCCUGCAAAUAUGGUUCUGACUGCAAGUACCAUCACCCAAAAGAAAGGAUUGCUCAACUAGCAACCAACACUAUGAGCCCUCUUGGGCUUCCCUCCAGACCUGGGCAAGCCAUGUGUCCGGACUACAGUAUGUAUGGAAUCUGCAAGUUUGGCCCAACUUGCAGAUAUGAUCACCCCUUACCUACAUAUCCUUAUAACUACAGUUUGAGCAUGCCAUCUUUAUCUAUAAUGGAUUCAUCUCUAGUAACUUAUCCAAGAAUGGCACAAGCGGCCCUGUCAUCUGCAACUCCUGUUUCCUUGUCAAAACUUCCUGAUUUGAUCCGGAAUACUGAUGGUGCUAGCUACAAGAAGCAUCAGAAUCCUGAUACAAAUACAAAGAUUUCAGAUGAUCCAACUGAGCAGGCUGGUUCCCCACCACCACACUCAUCGCAGGCUUCUUCAGAGCCAUCACAUGAUUAA